Molecule: messenger RNA, 228 nt
Organism: Peronospora matthiolae
Lineage: Eukaryota; Oomycota; Peronosporomycetes; Peronosporales; Peronosporaceae
Source: the annotation of a GenBank genome assembly
AUGCGUGACCUGCUCAAAGCAGCAGCGAGCUCUUCACGUCGCAAGAAACGAACUAUGAUCACCUUCUUCGCCACGACAAAGAGCUGCGAUCGAGAAGAAGAACCACAGCAGCAGAAGAAAAUGCCGCGACUUCGUCUCGACGAGUUGCAGAUGUCUCCUCGACACUUUGAUACUAUGGAAUACUGGUACACGAAAGGAAGACUGGUCGAGUCGCCCCUCUUGGAAUGA